AUGUUAAUCACUGGAUCUAAAUCGAUGAAGCAAGCAGCUGUGAGAUUAUUAAGAGCGCACAGACCGCUAGCAAGGAAACACAAGCCUCUUUUACCACCUCUACAACUUUACAGACGGAUUCUUCGAGAGCACAAGAGUCUACCGCUACCACAGCGAGAACUUGGGGAUCAAUACGUAAAGAACGAGUUUCGGCUGCAUCGAGAAACCACUAAUCCACUGUAUAUUGUGGGCUUUUUAGCAAGCUGGCAAGACUACCUGCAUAUGAUUACAAAAGGAGACUGGGUGGAAGGCACACUCUCAGCACAAGUGCUAGAAAAAAUGUCACCAGAACAGGUUGGGCAGCUCUACGAGUUGAUGAAGGAAACAGAAGGCUUAAGGAAAGAUGGGCAACAGGAUUAG
Molecule: messenger RNA, 399 nt
Organism: Lachancea fermentati
Lineage: Eukaryota; Fungi; Ascomycota; Saccharomycetes; Saccharomycetales; Saccharomycetaceae
Source: the annotation of a GenBank genome assembly